UCUGUUUUGUUCUCUGUUUCUCUCUGUUUCCAAAAACAGAGUAUUAAUCGCAGAUGAAAAUCUGGGUGAAGCUUAUUAAUGAGUUAACUUCACAUUAUUCUGUUCCAACACAAUUAUCCGUUGGCAAUUCGUAUUUAUAGGAUCACCCAGAUCCAAUCCUCUAUCUCUCUUUCUGUUUCUCUUUUCUAGAACGUCUAAAUUUUAUGUGUGUGCCAACUCACAUUUGGAAUCCAAACAUACAUGAAAAUCUGGUUUUUUUUUUUUUGGGUGUAUUUUUAGUUAGUCUUGUGUGGCUUUAGUUGGCAUUCAACGAAUUCAUAGCAAAGAUUUCGGGGACUUCAAUUAAUGUGUCUCGUUUGGUUAUUCUAAUUCUGAUUUUUUUUUUUUUUUGUCUGUUGUAAAAUGCUGGUUUCACCGUUCUCAUUCUGGCUCCCCACCAAUUGGGGGGACUUUCUUUCUGAGUUUUGGGAUCUGGGUCGGUGUAUAUUUGUGAAUUAGGCUUUUGGGCAUUCUUAAGUUGCGUGAAAGAUAUUGACUUUAUCGCCUGUUUUCCUUAAUCGGGUCGUAUGUGAUUGAGUUUUUUGAUUUGAAGACCUGGGUCGUUGUACAUUUUCAGGAUACGCUUCUGGGGUCUCUCAGUUUGGAUUUGAAUAUACCAUUGUUGUUAGUUUUUUUUUUUUUUUUUUUUUUUGAUUUCUUUGAUUUAGGGAUCUGAGUUAUCUCUCAUUUGCCUUGGAAAAUCUGAAGACUUGGUUUGAAGGGCUAGUUUGGAGAAAUUAUAUCAAUAGGAGAAUUACACAGUGCAAAUAGUAUAUUUAUAGGGAGCUUUCUGUAUAUAUAUAUAGAGGGAAUGGUGGUCGGAUUUCGGGCUCAAUGCCGCUAGAAUUGCAUCAGGAAAAACUGCAUUUUGUGUUGGGAAUAACAGAAUCGAAGAACUUAGCUAGGGUUGUGUUUGGGAAAAGGGGACUGUGAAGUGGAAUUAUGGGCUGCGUUUGCUCGAAAGGGUUCUUUCCGCAUGAAUAUGUGGCUGCGAAUCAUCUGAGUGUUAAAGCAUUUAAAGGAAACAAACAUAAAAAGCGGUUAGGUUCUUCCUUGAGGAGAGAGGAAGCUGUGGUGGAGGGUGAUGGUUGUGGAAAUGAUUCCACCGCACGGUUGAUAACCAAUCCGCCCACAGAAAGUGCAGGUUCUACCACCAUUUCGUGGGAUGAGGGGGAGAAGAAGGUCCUUAAUGAGAAACCGGGAAAACCACAGCUUCAAAAGCGGUCCUCAAUGGAUGUUGGAGGACAAGUAGAGCCUAGGGUAUCUAGGAUAGGUAGUUUGCUCAAUGGGGAAAGAGGAGCACAAGUUGUAGCUGGAUGGCCUUCUUGGCUGAGUGCAGUGGCUGGGGAAGCGAUCAACGGGUGGGUGCCUCGAAAGGCAGAGUCAUUUCAGAAGUUGGACAAGAUUGGACAAGGAACUUACAGCAGUGUAUAUAAAGCUCGGGAUCUUGAAACGAACAAAAUUGUUGCAUUGAAAAAGGUGCGAUUUGCUAAUAUGGAUCCAGAAAGUGUUCGUUUUAUGGCGAGAGAAAUUAUCAUCCUGCGUAGGCUUGAUCACCCAAAUGUCAUGAAGCUUGAAGGUCUGAUAACUUCAAGGGUAUCUGGCAGCUUAUACCUUGUAUUUGAAUAUAUGGAGCAUGAUCUUGCUGGACUUGCAGCAACAACUGGGAUCAAAUUUACUGAAGCACAGAUCAAAUGCUAUAUGCAACAACUACUACAUGGACUUGACCAUUGUCACAGUCAUGGUGUUUUGCACCGUGACAUCAAGGGGUCAAAUCUUCUGAUUGACCAUGAUGGUAAUCUAAAGAUUGGUGAUUUCGGGUUAGCAACCUUUUUCAACUCCAAUCAGAAGCAGCCUCUGACAAGUCGGGUGGUAACUUUAUGGUACCGACCGCCUGAACUUUUGCUUGGUGCUACAGACUAUGGAAUUGCUGUGGAUUUGUGGAGUUCUGGUUGCAUUCUUGCAGAAUUAUUUGCUGGGAAGCCUAUAAUGCCAGGAAGAACAGAGGUUGAGCAACUGCAUAAAAUCUUCAAACUUUGUGGGUCACCUUCUGAGGAGUAUUGGAAGAAGUCAAAAUUGCCACAUGCAACCAUCUUCAAGCCUCAACAUCCUUACAAGCGUAUGGUUGCUGAGACAUUCAAGGACUUCCCUGCAUUGGCAUUGGCCCUUUUGGAUGUCCUUCUUGCAGUAGAACCUGAGGGCCGCGGAACAGCGUCUUCUGCACUCCAGAAUUUCUUCACGACAAAGCCUCUUCCCUGUGAUCCAUCAGCUUUGCCCAAGUACCCACCAAGUAAGGAGUUUGAUGCCAGGCUUCGAGAUGAGGAAGCUAGAAGGCGAAAAGGAGGUAGUGUUAUAGGGCGUGAACGUGAAUCAUCUAGAAGGGGUACCAGAGAAUCUAAAGCCAUUCCAGCACCAGAUGCCAAUGCUGAGUUACAAGCAUCCAUACAGAAAAUAAAAGGGCAACCUAACCCUAAAAGUGUCAGCGAGAAGUUCAAUCCUGAAGAUGAUAGUGGCUCUGGUUUCCCUAUUGAACCUCCCAAAAGAAAAGCACGAAGUGUUCUCUCCCAUUCUGGCCAGUCAACUACUUUCGGAUCUUCACACAAUAUGAAUGUGAAUGAGCAUGAGGCUGUUACAGUUCAUGGCCAAGCUUUCAGUCGUCCAGAGAAUGGCACAGGGUUUAGAUCACCAAGACCUCACAUACCUGGAACUGAAUUGUCCAGGUUUUCCAACUCGGUAGGAAUUCGGGGCAGCGAAGAAACGACUGUGGAUUCACACUGGCCAGAGGAACAUUUUAAUGCAAGAUAUAAGCAUCUGGAUAAUGGUGAAGCCCCUGACAAGCAUCAGUGGUCCCAACAUUUGCUGGAUAGACCUAAAUCUUAUAAAAAGGAUGAACAGCCAUCUGGAAAGGAGUCUGGAACGGCACUUUACACUUCCAAAAAGAACAGGAUACACUACUCCGGACCGUUGAUGCCUCCAGGAGGAAACCUUGAGGAGAUGCUCAAGGAGCACGAGAGAAAAAUUCAAAACGCUGUCCGUAAGGCUCGUUUGGACAAGACCAAGAAAACAGAGAGUCAGAGUGGACAAACUGAAUCGCUACUCCGCUUUGGAAGAAAAGUAAGGUGACCCUCUAGAGGAAAUUUAUGCUGCCAUAAUUUGGAUGCAUAAGCUCCUGCAGAGUUGUAAUUCUCACUCUAGGAAGAAUUACUCCUUUUUGGAAUUUGACAAAGUCUCAACACCAAGAGAUAAAUCAGCAUUCAUGGAGCUUCUUUGGUAAUAUCACUGCCAAAGGUAUGCUAUAAAGUUCUGCCUACCAAAGUUCUUUAUACGAUACAAAAGGUGGACAAGCCUGAAGCAAUGGAAUCCAUGGCCAUUGACUGUUUAUGUUUGGUGUGAAGCCUUUUGGGAUUGACACGCCGGCUAAUUGUUCCAUUGCCAGACGGCGAGAAGGUCUUUUUGGCAUUGUUUAAUUGUGGGAGAUAAUGCACUGUACAGCUGAACCACCUUUACCUCAUUCUAUGCAAAGGCCAGGCAUUGUCUCGGAAUAUGAUGAGUUUUGUCAAGGCCUCCAUCAUUACAAUUUCUUACUCCAAAUGCAUCAAUAUUAUCUUUUUCUUUUGUGUUUUA
Molecule: messenger RNA, 3663 nt
Organism: Corylus avellana
Lineage: Eukaryota; Viridiplantae; Streptophyta; Magnoliopsida; Fagales; Betulaceae
Source: RefSeq, a predicted model, not a curated record